UGGAGAAAUCGUAUUUAACGAAUAUCAAAAUAAAAUUGACCUUCCAACCUCGAAUGUUCGGCUCGGGGAUGUUGCCGUUAUGGCUGGAUGGGGUAAACAUACUAAAUCGAAUGGCGCAUUAAUCGAAAUAAUACAAGAAGUUUAUACGUUAACAGUCGAUAAGACAACCUGUGCAAGAUCCCAUCCGUUUGAAAUAAACGAGGACAAACUCUGCGUUUUUAAGAGCUAUGGAGUUGGCAUAUGCUACGGUGACAGUGGCCUUCCAUUGGUUGCAAAUGGAAAACUAAUUGGCAUUGCUUCGUUUGGUGUUCCAUGUGCUGUAGGGCUGUCAGACAUAUUUACCAAUGUUUAUGCUUGUAUUGAUUUUAUUAGAUCUAUUGUUCCAUAUGAAAGAUCUUAGUUAUUACCUAUCACGAAAGGACAUUGUAAA
Messenger RNA from Ceratosolen solmsi marchali, 430 nucleotides. RefSeq names its product chymotrypsin-2-like. Bases 80 to 400 code for a protein of 106 amino acids. NCBI's taxonomy places the organism in Eukaryota, Metazoa, Arthropoda, Insecta, Hymenoptera, Agaonidae. The transcript has 2 exons. Gene Ontology annotation, biological process: proteolysis. Gene Ontology annotation, molecular function: serine-type endopeptidase activity. The record is from RefSeq and is a predicted model, not a curated record.